AGCUUGUAUUUCUGUCACAAGGUUGAAUUAAAGAAAAUAUCAGAAGAUGGCCACUGCACAAUUACAGAGAACUUCUAUGAGUGCACUGAUAUUUCCUAAUAAGAUAUCAACUGAGCAGCAAUCUUUAGUGUUAGUGAAGAGGCUCCUAGCAGUUUCAGUAUCCUGCAUCACAUAUUUGAGAGGAAUAUUUCCGGAAUGUGCUUAUGGAACAAGAUAUCUAGAUGAUCUUUGUGUCAAAAUUCUGAGAGAAGAUAAAAAUUGUCCAGGAUCUACACAGUUAGUGAAGUGGAUGUUAGGAUGCUAUGACGCUUUACACAAAAAAUAUCUGAGAAUGGUUGUUCUAGCUGUGUACACCAAUCCAGAAGACCCUCAGACAAUUUCAGAAUGUUACCAAUUUAAAUUCAAGUACACCAGUAAUGGACCAGUCAUGGACUUUACAAGUAAAAACCAAAGCAAUGAACCUAAUAUGUCAUCUGCUGACACCAAGAAAGCAAGUAUUCUUCUCAUUCGCAAGAUUUAUAUUCUAAUGCAAAAUCUGGGACCUUUACCGAAUGAUGUUUGUUUGACCAUGAAACUUUUUUACUACGAUGAAGUUACACCCCCAGAUUACCAGCCUCCUGGUUUUAAGGAUGGUGAUUGUGAAGGAGUGAUAUUUGAAGGGGAGCCUAUGUACUUAAAUGUGGGAGAAGUUCCAACACCUUUUCACACUUUCAAAGUAAAAGUGACCACUGAGAGAGAACGAAUGGAAAAUAUUGGUUCAGGUAUAUUAUCACCAAAACAAUUAAAAACACCACUUCAAAAAAUUCUUACGGACAAAGAUGAUGUAGAAGAUGACCAGGAGCAUUAUACAAGUGAUGAGUUUGACACUGAUACUAAAAUGGAAGAGCAGGAAAAAAACCCUGGCUAUUCUGUACAUAGAGAACCAAGUUUCGUUUGUGAGGACGAUGAAGUGAAAUCUAAAGGAAGUCCAGAUUUUUCAAUUUCUCAUUCUCAGGUUGAGCAGUUAGUCAGUAAAACAUCUGAACUUGAUGUGUCUGAAAGCAAAACAAGAAGUGGAAAAAUUUUUCAGAAUAAAAUGGCUAAUGGAAAUCAACAAGUAAAAUCUUCUAAGGAAAAUCGGAAGAGAACUCAGCUUGAAUCUGGGAAAACAGUCCUUCAUCACUUUGAUUCUUCUAGUCAGGAGUCAGUCCCAAAAAGAAGAAAGUUUAGUGAACCGAAGGAGCAUAUAUAAAACUUUUUUUUUCUGCAUGUUUGCAAAGUUCUUCACAACACUUAAACUAAAGGUCGCUGUUUUACUAUUUUAAGGUGUGUUUGUCCUACCUCUGAAAACUUAAAUAUAGUCUUAAGCAGUCAGCACACUAAAAUGAAUCCUUAACUAUCAUAUUAUGAUCCUUAAUCUUAUCUGAGACAAAUUCAAGAGAACUUUUGUAUAAAAACAGAAGUACCAGUGUCAUAAUUCUAUUAUCCUCUCGAUAUUGAUGUAUCUUCCAUUUUGGCAGACACUUCCUUUAAACACAUUAAUUUUUUAAGGCCCUCUAAAAGCCAUUUUUUGAAGUAAACAAUGUUUAUUUUUGUAUUAAAUUUUUCUAGAAAUUCACUUUUUACCUAUGUUAAAACUACAG
Dama dama (fallow deer) is the source of this 1622-nucleotide messenger RNA. It is a transcript of the gene HORMAD1, whose product is annotated as HORMA domain containing 1. Lineage: Eukaryota; Metazoa; Chordata; Mammalia; Artiodactyla; Cervidae. The coding region runs from base 47 to 1231 and encodes 394 amino acids. The transcript has 14 exons. The record is from RefSeq and is a predicted model, not a curated record.